UUAUGAAGCAGCAGCUUCGCAGUCUUUUCUAGGUAUUAUCCCAACUCGGUAGCCCUUAUGCUCGUCUCCAACUGCUAGAUCUUGACUCUAGGAAAGCAAAAAAGCAGAGCACAGAAAACAUGGGUAAUCUGCUUGGUUGCAUACAAGUUGAUCAAUCCACAGUAGCUAUCAAGGAGAGAUUUGGCAAGUUUGAGGAAGUGCUUGAGCCAGGAUGCCAUUGCUUGCCUUGGUGCUUUGGGAGUCAGCUUGCUGGCCAUCUUUCACUUAGGUUGCAACAGUUGGAUGUGCGUUGUGAGACCAAGACAAAGGACAAUGUGUUCGUCAAUGUUGUUGCUUCUAUACAAUAUCGUGCCCUGGCAGAUAAGGCAAAUGAUGCUUUUUACAAACUCAGCAAUACAAGGUCCCAGAUCCAGGCUUAUGUUUUUGAUGUUAUUAGAGCAAGUGUUCCAAAGCUCAAUCUGGACGAUGCAUUUGAGCAAAAAAAUGAAAUUGCUAAAUCUGUGGAAGAUGAACUUGAAAAGGCUAUGUCUGCCUAUGGGUAUGAGAUUGUACAAACACUCAUUGUUGAUAUAGAACCAGAUGAGCAUGUGAAGCGAGCAAUGAAUGAAAUCAAUGCUGCUGCAAGAAUGAGGGUGGCAGCCAAUGAGAAGGCGGAGGCUGAGAAAAUUUUGCAAAUCAAGCGUGCAGAGGGUGAGGCUGAGUCCAAGUAUCUAUCAGGGCUUGGUAUUGCUCGUCAGCGUCAAGCAAUUGUUGAUGGCUUGAGAGACAGUGUGCUAGGCUUCUCAGUCAAUGUUCCAGGCACCACUGCAAAGGAUGUGAUGGACAUGGUCCUCGUCACACAGUACUUCGACACCAUGAAGGAAAUUGGUGCUGCUUCUAAAUCCUCAGCUGUGUUCAUCCCCCAUGGACCUGGAGCUGUUCGCGAUGUGGCUACUCAGAUUCGUGAUGGACUUCUUCAGAGUACCCUCUCACAUCAGUAAUUGUGUCUUAUGUUUACAAGGCUUUUUCUAUUUUUUGGCUUUUCACUGAAACAACUUUGAUGUGAAGUUUAUGUUCAUGUUGAUCUUCAGGGUGUUUAGUGUGGUUUGGUUUUAUUUCAUGGUCAGUGCAAUCUGUCCAUGGCUAUUAUUGUACAUAUGAACUCAAAGAUUUGUCACAUGAGCUGUAUACUUGAAUUUGAUUUUAAACUUUGAGAGAUUUCUUAAUGCUAAUGCUAGUUUCUCCUGCAAGAAUAUAUUGGAUAUUGGUUUC
Molecule: messenger RNA, 1251 nt
Organism: Vitis riparia (riverbank grape)
Lineage: Eukaryota; Viridiplantae; Streptophyta; Magnoliopsida; Vitales; Vitaceae
Product: hypersensitive-induced reaction 1 protein
Exons: 6
Coding region: 120-980 (286 amino acids)
Source: RefSeq, a predicted model, not a curated record